Molecule: messenger RNA, 1845 nt
Organism: Coniosporium apollinis CBS 100218
Lineage: Eukaryota; Fungi; Ascomycota; Dothideomycetes
Exons: 3
Coding region: 1-1845 (614 amino acids)
Molecular function (GO): protein binding
Source: RefSeq, a predicted model, not a curated record
AUGGCGCCUGACUCUGUACACGAAUACCAGAAGCUUAUAGUCAAAGCCAACGACUACCAUAAGAAGGCAUUAUGGCAAGAGAAACUUCGUUUACUACAAGAGGCUCUAGCUAUCUGCGAGGAGCCAGGCUUUCCGGAAGCUGAAGCCCGUAGACAGGAACUCUUCUAUGAUGUGGCAGGCAUUUGGCGGCGACUUGGACAGUAUGACCGGGCUAAAAAGAUGCUUCAACAGUCGCUUGAAGCAUUCCCAGGUGCAAGUUCAUCUUUUAAAGCUUCGAUUCUUGGCGAACUCGGCGUGAUGGCAAGGCACAACAACCGAUUUCUUGAGGCACGAGAGGCGUUUCGUGAGCAAGGUCGUUUGGCUCGCGAUGCAGCUCCAAGCGUUGAAGCAGAUGCUGAGAUUUGUCGUGCGAUUGGCAACGAGGGCAUGUCGACAUACAACCUGUCGCAGCAAACGCAGCCAAACGAUGCCACGUUGCUUGCCGCGGCAUUCAGUCAGCUUCAAGAACGCAUCACACGAGCUCGAGACCUUCAGCAACGUCUCCUUACAGAAGACCCUCAGUCAAAGUAUGCUGCCAUGGCCAAGUCAUGGGAGAUCAUAGGCAUGGACCGCCUCACACUCUGUCAUAUCGCUGCCGGCGAGACAGCAGACGCAGUUCACGUUGCCGAGGAGUCCCAACGACGGCAGACACGCGAAGACCCUACGGUCACGGCUUUUUCGAAGUUCUUCUAUGGCAACGCCCUGUGGCACAACGGUCAGCGAGACGACGCCUUGGAUCAAUGGAAUGCUCCAUCCGGUAUAUGCAGUUCUCCAAUGGCGUUCUGUAAAGAACCAGGGAAAGAGUAUAAUGAGUACCUCAAACUCAUGGCGAGCGCCGGUGUGGACUUUGACUCAUACGACGAGCAAGGUUUCAGUGCUUUAGACCACGCUGUCCUAAGCGAUAGUCCCGACGCCAGGGAAGCGAUCCCAAUUAUUGAGGAGGCGUUACGUAAAGCUCUCUGCCGGGACAUCGAACGUGAUUAUCCAGGUAUGCCGCAAGAAGACAUUGGAAGAAAGGUUGACGAAGAGGUUUUGAUUCGAAAACGACAAGCGGGAUUACGUCGACAGUACAGAACUAUCCUUCAGGAGCAUAUCCGGCCUGAACUCAGGACGAAGUCCAGCGGGUCCUUCAGGAAACUGAGGACAAUUUACGCAAGGUUUCUGUCCGAAGAGACCAAGGAACGGCGCAUGUUCAGUAACUUCCAUUACGUGAAGUAUACUGACUUCAUGAGACAUGGGAAACUUCCAAUUUCCACCUCAGGGCUGACAAAACAGUUCGCCGAUGGCGUAGGAGAGACAGCGGCGACAGACGAAGAUGACUUCAUCAUUUUCUUCUCGUACCGUUGGAUUGGCCGCAUUGUACCGGACGACGAUAACGGCACUCAAUGGCGCCGUAUGAUGAGUGCUGUUCAGGAGUUUCUGGAGGUCAAUUCCCAUGUUCAACCUGAUCGGCUAGGCUUGUGGUUGGACUACGCUUGCAUUGAUCAAGAGAACGAGCAAGAGAAAGCGCGCGGUGUCGACGCACUGCCUCUUGCAGUGACUCAAUGUAACGCCAUGAUUAGUCUCGUUGAUGGAACAUAUUACGAGCGAGCCUGGUGUGUAGUAGAGGUCAUGAUAAUGCGUGCACUCAUGGAAUCAUACAGCCUCCACCAAUGGUGGGAGCACUCAAACGGCUCCUUGAAGAAAGGCGAGGCCGAUCGUGUUCUCGAUGUCGGUAGUUCGAAGCUCACGAAGGAGAAGUUGGACAGACCAAAGAUUGACUUCUUGGUGAGGCAGAGCAAGCUGCUCGGAAGGGACAAUGCUUAA